This is a messenger RNA of Durusdinium trenchii, 712 nucleotides long. NCBI's taxonomy places the organism in Eukaryota, Dinophyceae, Suessiales, Symbiodiniaceae. The record is from the annotation of a GenBank genome assembly.
AGGCUCGCAGUCCCUGUAGGCCCCUGUGGGACCAGCUAGUCACUCUGGGGUGUUGGGACGCCUGCCCCCGCAUGGCGGAGGUCUUGGAAUCCGUGAGCGAGGUGCUUGAAGAUGUCGCAGAGCUGCCACGUUCGCGACGCUUUCCACCUUUGAGGCUCCUCCCACCCCUCCCAGGUCCGAACAUGGUGGACGCAGCCGAUGAUGUAGGUUCCAGCAUACGUACUGCCUCGGCACCCUGGUGGGAGGCUUUGUCGGAUGGAAGCAACGAGUGGUCCAUGGAUGAGUUUACAGAGUACACUUUGGAUUCCCAAGCCGACACCUCGGUCUCAAGUACCCGAGCCUCCACCAGCGCCACGACGGGCAGCAACCCACGGCAACAGGCUGCAGGUUUCAUCCCAGGCAUCCGUGGCGGGGCUGGCAGCCCCCACACCUUCCUACGAGGCUGGACCAACACUGGCUAUCGAGGGCGCUCAGUAACACGUCGGGAGAGUCAGAGCUCCGGUGCGGCCAUGCGGCACCGGCACCCCACGCACACACCCAGCCGCCCGCCGAACCCUCGUCGAAUCUUGGGCACCGCUGCCCAGAGUGGAACAAGCCAUCUCCACCUCUAUCACUUCCGCCCAAUAGGUCGUGUGCGGGAAGAAGAAUUCGGCGCAUGAGCGGCCCUGUACAGCAGGCGAUGUUGAUGGCGGCACGUCCUGAAGAGAUGAAC